Molecule: messenger RNA, 913 nt
Organism: Sinocyclocheilus rhinocerous
Lineage: Eukaryota; Metazoa; Chordata; Actinopteri; Cypriniformes; Cyprinidae
Product: E3 ubiquitin-protein ligase rnf146-like
Exons: 2
Coding region: 108-374 (88 amino acids)
Source: RefSeq, a predicted model, not a curated record
UCUUUGCUUCUGCUCCCGUAAGGCCGCCAACUGUCUUGGGCGGUCACCUGACCAGCCCUGCUUCCUCCGGCGAUAUUCAGCUUGUACAGGCUCUCUCCCAACUCAAUAUGAACCCCGCCGAGCAAGAAACAGAAGAGGAAGACGCAGAAGACGAUUCAGCCGCUCCGGACCCCUCGGGGUACGAAUCCGAGUCUGGCACGAGCGAGGAUGAAGAUGAGCAGGCUGGGGACGAAGGUGAAGAUGAGCACACAGAAGGCUCCCAGGGUAGGCAUAGACUGCAUCAGUUGGACAGACCGUCCCCUGGUGGUGGCCCUGCACAUAGCAGCGAUCGCUCGGGGUCCCCCGACGGUCAGUGCACCGUUACAAAGGUCUGACCGCAGCACAACUACAGAACUCCUACCCAACUCCCACAACCGCUGGGUAUUUCUAACCAAUCUCUGAAAUGCAAAAAAUGAAACGAAUGAACCAUUCAAAUCAAUGAAACACGGUCUUGGAUAAGGGUGGAGGCUUGGGGCAGAUGGUUUUAGUGUAAGAAUAGUGCUUGUCUUUCUCUUUCAGUCUUAGAGGACUGUACCAGGGCUGUACUUUUUAAUGGAAAUUACAGGCAAAACUACAAUAAACUUGCUUUUAUCAUGCCUAGAAUACUGUAAAUUGGUCCAACCAUUACACUUUCAUUUGCAUUCAUGUAAUUGAAAAUAAAUAUUCACAAUAAAACUACUUUUCACCCUGAAAUUAAAAGGAAAGUGUAUAUUUUGCACAAGCCUGUUUUAAGCCUUUUGUGAGCAUUAAGAUUUUUGUUUUCAUAACAAUUACGCACAUUUCAUCCUAAACUCUCAUUACUCUAAUGCAUUUGUUUUAUUAGUUAUUAUUCUCAGUGCUGAUUUUCAUUUGAUUCUUAUGACUGUGCUACAGA